UGUAUUUCCAAAUCGAACCGCCAUUUAUAUUGCAUCAAAAAAUAGGAAAAUUUGAUCUGAGUGAUCUAUGAAGUUAAAAAAUUCACGUGCAAUUACUAAACAAUUGUGUAUUAAAUAACAAAAGUUCGUAACAACUCAAGUAAUCGUAAAACCAUGUCGCAGUUCAAUUUUGUAAGCGAUUUGCAAAAUGCAUUGAUCAUGGAUGGGGAGACGCGAGGACCUGCUCCUCGGUGGAAGAAGAAGCUGGAGGCGUCCCUUAAUGGAAGUGCAAGUACCACCCGGUCGGUGCUGUCUGUCUCUUAUAACACCAGUUUUUCGGGAGUCCAAGCGCCCACCAAAACACCGGGAAAGAGCAACGAGGGGAAAGCCAAGAAGUCCACAACAACGCCUACCAAGACGCCUGGGGGCGGAGAUCGAUUCAUCCCGAAUCGUGCAGCUACGAACUUUGAGUUGGCGCAUUUUCUGGUAAACAAAGAUUCUGGCGACAAGUCUGAAGAGGAAAACGAGAAGGCCACUACCAGCAACAGCAACGAAAGUAAUGUCCAGGCUUCUGCUCACAAGGGGGAACGGCAGAAGCUAAUUUCCGAGGUGGCCCAGGUCGGCGAUUCAAAAGGUGGGCGGAUUUUAUGCUACCAAAAUAAGGCCCCUGCUGCUCCGGAAACCCACAACAAUCCUUUGAAAGUUGUAUACUCCGUAAAGACGCCUAUAUCCACAAAAAGUGGCUCACGUUAUAUACCCACAACAUCAGAAAGAAUUCUGGAUGCACCUGAUUUCAUCAAUGAUUACUAUCUUAAUCUUAUGGAUUGGAGUGGCGACAACAUUGUGGCAGUUGCCUUGGGCAGCUGCGUUUAUUUGUGGAACGCUCAGACUGGAAAUAUUGAACAGCUUACUGAAUUUGAGGAGGGCGACUACGCAGGAUCUCUUUCGUGGAUCCAGGAAGGUCAGAUUCUAGCCAUUGGUAACAGCACUGGUGCCGUGGAACUGUGGGACUGCUCCAAGGUGAAGCGCCUGCGAGUAAUGGAUGGACAUAGUGCCCGAGUGGGGUCCUUGGCCUGGAACUCGUUUCUGGUUUCCUCAGGCAGUCGGGAUGGUACCAUUGUUCAUCAUGAUGUGCGUUCACGGGAUCACAAGUUGUCCGCCCUGGCUGGACACACUCAAGAGGUUUGUGGUUUAAAAUGGUCAACGGAUUUCAAGUAUCUGGCCAGCGGAGGCAAUGACAAUCUGGUAAAUGUGUGGUCUGCGGCCAGCAGUGGUGUGGGAACUGCCAGCGAGCCCUUACAUAAAUUCAACGAUCAUCAAGCUGCAGUGCGAGCAUUGGCUUGGUGUCCCUGGCAACCAAGUACUUUAGCCUCUGGAGGCGGCACCGCCGAUCGUUGCAUCAAAUUUUGGAAUGUUAACAAUGGCACUCUCAUGAAAUCUGUAGACUCCAAAUCACAAGUUUGUUCGCUGCUGUUUUCCCGUCAUUACAAGGAGCUGAUUUCUGCCCAUGGAUUUGCCAACAAUCAACUGACAAUUUGGAAGUAUCCAACUAUGGUGAAGCAAGCCGAUUUGACUGGGCACACGUCGCGUGUCCUGCAGAUGGCCAUGUCACCGGAUGGUAGCACCGUUAUUAGCGCUGGAGCUGACGAAACUCUGCGCCUAUGGAACUGCUUUGCUCCAGAUCCCUUGGCGUCGAAAAAAGCGGUUUCGAAUAGCAAAGCCAAGCAGAGCGUGUUUCGGCAGAGCAUCCGUUAGAAGGAUUAAUCCUUCACUAGAACUGUUUUAACUGCCAUUGGGUGAAGCUCUUUAUUCACCGCCUUGAAUGCUUAUUUGAGAGUUAUGUUUAAAAAGCGGAAGGGGAAUUUUUCCAUUCUAGACAAUUAUAUUUUGCUUUGCCAAUUUAUUUAUUCCCGUUCCAAGUUUCGAUUUUUUGUAAUUAUGGAUAAAUCAUUAAAUGUUACCCCCACUGAUAUAUUAAUAAAUAAAUUUUGUCGAUUACUUUUAUUUCUUAGAGUUAAGUUUGUGUGCGUAUAAAUAAAAUGCUUGACAUUCUG
Molecule: messenger RNA, 2033 nt
Organism: Drosophila eugracilis
Lineage: Eukaryota; Metazoa; Arthropoda; Insecta; Diptera; Drosophilidae
Gene: fzy
Product: cell division cycle protein 20 homolog
Exons: 3
Coding region: 154-1734 (526 amino acids)
Biological process (GO): positive regulation of anaphase-promoting complex-dependent catabolic process; anaphase-promoting complex-dependent catabolic process; positive regulation of ubiquitin protein ligase activity
Cellular component (GO): anaphase-promoting complex
Molecular function (GO): ubiquitin ligase activator activity; anaphase-promoting complex binding; protein binding
Source: RefSeq, a predicted model, not a curated record